Messenger RNA from Talaromyces atroroseus, 2082 nucleotides. RefSeq lists its product as hypothetical. Gene Ontology annotation, cellular component: synaptonemal complex; cohesin complex. The transcript is spliced from 5 exons. Gene Ontology annotation, molecular function: chromatin binding; protein binding. Bases 1 to 2082 code for a protein of 693 amino acids. Gene Ontology annotation, biological process: replication-born double-strand break repair via sister chromatid exchange; mitotic sister chromatid cohesion; synaptonemal complex assembly. Lineage: Eukaryota; Fungi; Ascomycota; Eurotiomycetes; Eurotiales; Trichocomaceae. The record is from RefSeq and is a predicted model, not a curated record.
AUGGGGUUGCCACAGUCUGGUGAGUGUCUGCCUCUGCACAAGCACGCUUCUUCCUCAGUACCAGCCUACUUCAGUUCUUUUCUUACAUUUCAUCCCCGGCCGAACGAUGGCUUGAGUUCUGACAAUCCCAACUCGUUCCUCAACAGGCUGGUUGCCACGCUGGGCCAGAAUAGCACGUCCAAGAAAAUCAAUAGAAAAGCCAUCUUGGGUGUGGAUGUCCCUCGAGCCUGUGACACCAUCAUGCAUCCCGAAGCGCCAAUGGCCUUGCGGCUUCAAGGCAAUCUUCUAUACGGCAUCUCCAAAGUGUACAGUCGUCAAUGCGUGUACACUUUGACCGACGUACAGGCCAUGCUAGACAAAAUGAAGACUGCACUCAAAGUCGUUCAUGGCAGGGGAUUGCAUGUGGAUGCUGGCAAAGCGAGACCCGAGGAGCUUGUUGUACCCUAUGACCCAGCUUUCAUUCCCGACUUCACCUUUCCCGGUCUUGACCUUGACCUGUUGAACCCUUGCGGUCCGGCUGCCCCUGAUCUAAAGCUUAACUCGAACUUGAUCUCGUCUAAUCUGAGUGUCUCGCCUCACUCUCAGCUCGAUCUCGACACCCUUCCUCAACUAGAUGUUGACUCUUCUAGUAACACGCUCGCUGAAUUUGGGAGAUUCUCUUUUGAUAGCGGAAGUAUUCAUUCUGCAAAACAACGCAACGUUUUCGGAAGGUCGGAGAUCAAAACUGAAGAAGAGGGUGUUCUUCUUCAACCCGACUUCGAUUUCGACGAAGAAGGUAACAUUUUUGAUCUUGUUAUGACCGACGCUCCAGCCAUACAAGUUGAGACGCCAGUCAGGGGCAGGUCGGAAGAUAUCGUGCAAGUUCCACAAGAAAAUGCUACAAUGGUCACUCCUGUUGGGAACAAUCUUCGUGACGGUCUUCAACAGGACGAUAACCUCGAUGCGCGUGAAGGGUCAUCCCCAACCUGGGGUCGCCUCCCCGACCCUGAGUAUGUUGACAAAUCCCCACAGGAUCGAAACGCAGGAUCUAAUCGGAAGAUCAGAGCACGGAAGGCUUUGGAAAUGGACGCACUAACCCAGAUUGCUAGAGGAGAGUUGCUCCUAUGGGAUAAGGAAUACCUACAAAACAUGUCUCGCCUUGAUAUUCAAAAGGCGUACGCCAGAAGUCUUGCACAAGCUAGAAAGAAUGCGACAUCAUGGAUCUCUGGUCGUGGUAUCGGCUCUGUUGGGAUAGGUCUCGGUGUCGAUUGUGUAUCACAUCCUUUGAAAAGCUUCUGCGGAGAAGCACUUAUUAUUGCUCUUUCAGAUGAGCAACCCAUGACCAAGCAGGGACGGAAGCGUAGUUCCAGCGAUGUCAGUCACGAAGAAGGAAGAAAUGUGCGCCCAAAAGUUUCGCAUGGAGAACUUGAAGUCAGUGUGGCUCACCCAGGUGGACCAGGUGGCCAGCAGGAGGAUGUUGAACUUGGUCUUGAUGCUCCGCCGUCUCUCCCUGACGAUGCUCCUUCCCAAAUGCCGUGGAAUAUCACAGCAUCUCUGCAAGGAUCAGUCGCAGGCUCUUCGAGUGUGUCUCGUUAUUAUUAUGGCGGCUUAGGUAGACGAGGCAGCCGCUUCCCAAGUGCUAGUCCGCUUGCAGGACGAGGUUUGCCUCAGGACCUAUUCGGUCAUGACAGUCUCAGCAGUCUGUCGCUCAGGGAUUUCGGGGGGUUUCAUGACGAUGGAUCAGGGGGUUUCAUGGAUGAAGACCAGUCCGCACAACAUGCAGAACUUUCCAAAUUCGAAAGUCAGCUCACAGUGUCGAGCCUCGAUGACACGGACAGAAACUUCGUCGACUUUCUGAAGGUUCGCGUUCAACAUGCGAGACUAGCUCAAGACGGCGAGGAGUCAUCUCAAUCUCAGAAAAUGGCGUUCUCCAAAUUAUUACCACCAAAGCUUACCUCUCGCGCAGUGGCAACGCAAGCACUGAUGCAUGUGCUGACACUUGCGAGCAAAAGUAUCAUCCAGGUUUCGCAAAGCAAGCGUUGCCAAGGACCGGCGUACGUUAUUGACGACCUCGACGAGAUACGCCUAGUGAUCAGAGGCUAG